AUGGCGUGCCUGUCUCACCGCGAGCCGCGGUCCGAGACCGUGGGCAAGAGGAUGCUGGUGACAGGUGGGCGCUGGGCGCGUCGGGGUCCCGGGCCGCGCUACCCACACACCGCGCAUCGCCCCAGCCCGCUGGGCACCGGGUGCCAUGAACGCGGUCCAGACUAUAUCAAGGAUCAUUUGCCUAAACUUCACCAGCAUACUGCCUAUAUAGGAGAGAAGCGUCCAGCAUUAGAAAAAACUGGAGACCUCAAAUAUUUAUGGAGGCCUGCGUCAAACAGAAGCAUGCCAGCAAAAUAUAAAUACCAGCACGUUGGUGAAGUUGGCUGGGGAAUACCAGAGUAUAAUUUCAUCAACAAAUCAAGACUUGAGAGUGGCUUUCAUAUCAAGCAUGGAGAGUUAAGUGUUGAUGCCAUAGAUAAAUUAACUCACAGAUAUCAGAAUCCAUGGCAGCCCAAGCCCUCUGUCCUGGACAGGGCCGGCCGGUACAGUCGGGCUUUCCUGGCCUGGCACAUGGACGACUACGAGGGCACCCACCAGAGGAACUCCAGACGGGCUCUGCUGGUGAAGGAGAGUAAGUCACCAAACAUUCACCAGCAGGCCAGGCUGCCAAAGCUACAAAGCAAGGACAAGGUAGGCUCCCUUGCGUUCCCGCGCGUGUCCCCUGUGGCCGCGCCGAGCUCCCCGAUGGGUGCUCGGGGCUCCCGCCGCCCGCAGCUGAGAACAGGGGUGUGCUCUGCCCUUCACCGUCUACCAUGGGCUCUGACCAGAGAGAACGGCCCCUCCCCUAAUUUCCAAAAGCUGAGAAAACGGUGUGUGAGCCUGUAG
Molecule: messenger RNA, 825 nt
Organism: Jaculus jaculus (lesser Egyptian jerboa)
Lineage: Eukaryota; Metazoa; Chordata; Mammalia; Rodentia; Dipodidae
Gene: Spmip2
Product: chromosome 12 C4orf45 homolog
Exons: 4
Coding region: 1-825 (274 amino acids)
Source: RefSeq, a predicted model, not a curated record